Messenger RNA from Schistosoma margrebowiei, 501 nucleotides. The record is from the annotation of a GenBank genome assembly. NCBI's taxonomy places the organism in Eukaryota, Metazoa, Platyhelminthes, Trematoda, Strigeidida, Schistosomatidae.
AUGGUGAGUUGGUGCUGUGGUCUUUGUACAAAUUCAGGAAGUGACGAAGAUGAGGAAGCUGAACGUCAGAGAUUAAUUCCAAGCCCCCAGCUUUCAUACGAUGGGCCACAGCAACCAUAUGGAAGUUUUUCACCUCCAGAUCCUGUUACAAAUGAACCUCAGUCAGAUAUCAAUACCAUGAUGACGAAUAUAAUAAAAGUUGCUGAAAAUCAAGUGGUGGAUGCUGGAGCAACAGAUUACAAUCCCCUAGAUUCACAAGAACAUAUUGAACGGUCAAGAUACUACGCAGAAAGCAUAGCUCGACAGCCUUUAGGCCCGCCACCGUUGCCAGUGUUUUUGCCAAGAACAUUUGGAAAUCCUGCGUCAAUCAUAGAUGCACCGCUGGUGGAAAUCGCUGAAAUUAAUGAAAUAAGACAGCUUGCAAAGGAAAAUGCUGUAUUUGUUCACGAAAUGACGACACAAGAAAAGGAUGAUCUCAUUGCCCACUUCAAUCAAGCAUAG